Messenger RNA from Nanorana parkeri, 438 nucleotides. RefSeq names its product F-box protein 48 (gene FBXO48). The record is from RefSeq and is a predicted model, not a curated record. Gene Ontology annotation, molecular function: protein binding. Lineage: Eukaryota; Metazoa; Chordata; Amphibia; Anura; Dicroglossidae. Bases 1 to 438 code for a protein of 145 amino acids. The transcript is spliced from 2 exons.
AUGGAAAAUACAUCAAGUCAAAGGGAUGAAUUCUCUGCUGCCCAGGGAAAUGAAGACAAUUGUUUUAAUAUACCAGAUGAGUUUCUUUCAGAAAUACUGAGUAACCUGGAUGUCAAGAGUCUGUGUCAGAUAAAUCAGACAUGUAAAGCCUCCAAUGAACUUCUGGAGAACAAUGACCUGUUAUGGAGACGACACUGCCUGGCUCUAAGAUCUGUCUGUCAGUCUGAGGUUGAUGAAGAUCGAGAAAAAGGAUUUACAUGUCAGGAGACUCUGAGACGCAACUACAGCAAACGUGUAAUCAAACAGCAAUGGCUGGAUGGCAGGUUCAGUAAUAUCUCUUCCUAUUCAGAGCUGCCACAGAACUCCAUGUGUCCACUGAGUGUGAAAUCCUGGGGAGAAAUAAUGGAGGCUGAAUUCAGAAGAGAGACACGCCAAUGA